AUGGCACCCUCCUCCUUCGACCUCCUCUGCCUCGAGAACCCGCUUCUGGACAUUCAAGGCCAGGGCGAUACCUCCCUUCUCUCGCAGUAUGGCCUCAAGCUCGAUGACACUCUCCUCGUCGACGCUGAUAAAGAGCCCGAAAAGAUGGGUCUCUACGACGAGCUAAUCAAUAACCGCUCUGCCAAACUCAUCCCUGGUGGUGCUGCACAGAACACCGCCCGCGGUGCCCAGUACAUGCUGCCCAAGGACUCGGUGUGGUACGUUGGAAGCGUUGGCGACGAUGAGUACAGCAAGAUCCUCCGAGAGAAGUGCGCCGAGCAAGGCCUCCACGUCGAAUACCACGUCGACUCAGCACCAACAGGGAAAUGCGGCGUCGUCAUUACCGAUCAGCACCGUACCAUGUUGACCCAUUUGGCGGCCGCCAACAACUAUAAGCUCGAGCAUCUCAAGCAGGAUCGGAUAUGGGACCUCGUCACCAAAACAAAGAUCUUCUACGUCGGCGGCUACCACCUCACCGUCUGCGUUCCUGCCGCCAUGGCACUCGCCAAACACGCCGCAGAAACAAAUAAGCCCUUCAUGCUGAGUCUCAGCGCUGGCUUCAUUCCACAAUUCUUCAAGGACCAAGUCGCUGAAAUCAUGCCGUACUGCGACUAUGUUUUCGGGAACGAGAACGAGGCCUCAACUUGGGCUGCCAGCAAUGGCUACGAAGACAAGAAGGAUGACCUACACGAAUGCGCAAAGUUGAUUGCCACCAAGCCAGAAAAGAUCAACAAGAAGCAGCCACGUGUGGUGAUCAUAACACAGGGCACGGAUCCGACCAUCGUCGCCGUCAAAGCCGAGGGAAAGGAUGUCGAGGUCAAGGACUACCCAGUCGCAGCGAUUUCACCGAAGGAGAUCAAUGACACGAACGGAGCAGGCGACGCGUUCGCUGGCGGCUUUUGUGCUGGUGUUGUCCAAGGCAAGGGUCUCGAGGAGUGUAUCGCCAUGGGCCACUGGCUGGCGCGGCUGUCGUUGGGAGAGCUGGGUCCUUCAUAUCCCUUCCCCAAGCAGACGUACACCUCGUCGUAA
Cyphellophora attinorum is the source of this 1068-nucleotide messenger RNA. Its product is annotated as Adenosine kinase. The transcript has a single exon. Bases 1 to 1068 code for a protein of 355 amino acids. Lineage: Eukaryota; Fungi; Ascomycota; Eurotiomycetes; Chaetothyriales; Cyphellophoraceae. Gene Ontology annotation, molecular function: adenosine kinase activity. The record is from RefSeq and is a predicted model, not a curated record. Gene Ontology annotation, biological process: purine ribonucleoside salvage. Gene Ontology annotation, cellular component: cytosol; nucleus.